AUGAAAAAAUCAUGUAUUCCAUGUUAUGGAAUGAUUACUGACAUACGGAGGAGAGCUCCUCAUUAUAUCAAUGAUUUCACACAAGGUUUCCAUCCAACAGUUCUUGCCUCAGCCCUAUUCAUGUUAUUUUCGAGUAUUUUCCCUGCUUUAAGUUUUGGAGUUUUGCUUUCUAAAAGUACUGAAAAUCAAUUAGGAGUUAUGGAAGUACUAUUUGCAACCUCUUUAAGUGGAAUUAUAUUUUCAUUAAUUUCUGGUCAACCAUUAGUGAUUGUUGGAGUGACUGGACCUAUUUGUGUCUUUUGCAUCACAAUAUUUGAUAUUUGUAAGAGAGCUGAAAUACCCUUCCUGCCAUGGCUGUCAAUUAUUGGAUUUUUCACAAGUUUUUUGUGUUUCAUGAUUGCUGUUUUGAAUUUAUCAACGCUGGUGAAAUAUGUUUCAAGAUUUACUGCUGAAAUAUUUGGAUGUUUAAUUGGAGUGAUUUAUAUUGUGGGAGCAGUUGAGGAUAUUGUUGAGUAUUUCAAUAACUUUAGUUUGGAUUCUGCCUUAUUAUCAUUUAUUAUUUCGAUUGGAUCAUUUUACGUUUCCUAUCAAUUACAUUACUCAACUACUUGGAUUUAUUUUCCAAAUUUCAUUGUAAAGAUUUUAAAGGCCUAUGCUGUUGCCAUUAGUGUUGGAAUAUUUACAGGAAUUUCACACCUUCCAGUUUUUGAUCAGAGGAAUGGUUCAUGGCUGGUCAAUUACUCCAGCUUGCCAUUGUGGUCGAUUUUUGCAGCCAUCAUUCCAGCAUCCAUUUUGGCAGCUUUGAUUUUCUUUGAUCACAACAUUUCUUCACUCCUCUCUCAAAAGAAGGAGUUUAAUUUGAAGAAGGGAAGUGCAUUUCAUUGGGAUUUAUUCGUGUGUGGAUUGAAUAUUUUGGUUUGCUCAUUGGUGGGAAUUCCCUUCACUCAUGGACUCAUUCCACAAGCUCCUCUUCAUGUAACCAGUUUAGGUAGAGUGGAAAUGAAAGAAUUACCGAAUGGAAAGAAGAAGGAAGUGAUUGGCUCAGUUCGUGAGAAUAGAGUUUCAAAUUUUCUUCAUGCUCUUAUCAUUGGAGUGUUAAUGAUGUAUGGACAGGUAGUUCUGAAAACAAUUCCAAAGGGUGCCAUGACUGGCAUUUUCCUCUAUAUGGGAUUUACUUCAUUCGAUGGAAAUCAAAUGAUGGAUAGAAUCAAACUCUGGUUUGUAAGAAGUUCACAAAGGAAAGAAUUGCAUUCUCCCUAUGUUAAUACUCUUCCAUUAUUUCACAAUAUUGUCUUUACAUGUAUUCAAAUGGGUUUUCUUGGAAUUAUUUAUGCCAUUACUGAAUCACCUGCUGCAUUGUCAUUUCCAAUCUUGAUUUUGAUAUUGGUUCCUAUUCGAAUGUGGCUUGUACCAUUCCUUUUCACUAGGAGGCAAUUGUACUAUUUGGAUAAUGAAGAAGAUGAA
Messenger RNA from Naegleria gruberi, 1464 nucleotides. RefSeq lists its product as uncharacterized. The annotation marks the transcript as partial. NCBI's taxonomy places the organism in Eukaryota, Heterolobosea, Eutetramitea, Acrasida, Naegleriidae. Gene Ontology annotation, biological process: transmembrane transport; monoatomic anion transport; monoatomic ion homeostasis. Gene Ontology annotation, molecular function: solute:inorganic anion antiporter activity. The transcript has 2 exons. The record is from RefSeq and is a predicted model, not a curated record. Gene Ontology annotation, cellular component: plasma membrane.